UAUUAUGAAUAAGAAAAUAAUAAAUCUAUAAAAAAUUGGAAAAUGGAUUGAAUUGAGCGAUAGAUUUUGGAAUGAGAGUUAAAUUAUUUAUAUAAGUGGAUAUAAUUUAUUUGGAGAGAAAAAAGGUAGAUGGGACAUUAUUUAUUAAGGGAAAGAAAUGUAAAUGAUAAAUUUAUGUUAGUGGUGGUAGAUUAUAUAAUGAAUAAGAAUAUAAAUCUAUCAAAAUUGGAAAAUGGAUUGAGUUAAGUGUGGAGUUUUUAUCAAUGAAUUAAGUUAUUUAUAUUGGUGAAUAUAAUAAGAAUGGUAAAAAAGUUUGUAGAUGGAAUAUUUAUUUUAAGGAACCUUAUAGAAAUUAAGAAUAUAAAUAGAUAGAAGAAUGGGAGAAUUUGGGAUAUUUAAAAGAAGUUGUUUAUAUUGGUGAAUAUAAUAAUGAAGGACAUAAAAUAGGGAGAUGGGAUAUUUUAUUUAGAGGAUAAUAAAUGUAAGAUAUUUGAAAAUGAAGAUAGUGGAGGAGGAGAAUAUAAUCAAUGGAAAGGAAGAACAAGAAAGAUAGGGUAGUGGAUUGAUAUUUAGGAUGAAUUUUGGGUAUCUUCAUAAAUUACUGUUCAUGAUAAAUAUAAUCUCAAUGGAUAAAAAAUAGAUUAAUGGAAUACAGAGUAUAAGGGUAAAAUAAUGUAAAUAAAUAAUAAAUAUUAUUUAGUGGUGGUGGAUCAUAUGAUUAAUAAGAUGGAUAUACAAAAAAGAUUGGAAGUUGGAUAGAAUUUUUGGAAGAAUUUAAGGAUUGGAAUUAAAUAACUUAUAAUGGUGAAUAUAAUUAAUAAGGUAUAAAAAUUGGUGUCUGGGCAGAAAUUGAUAUAAAGAAAAAUGUUGUGAUUAAUUAAAGUAAAUAAUAUAAUUGA
Paramecium sonneborni is the source of this 899-nucleotide messenger RNA. Lineage: Eukaryota; Ciliophora; Oligohymenophorea; Peniculida; Parameciidae. The record is from the annotation of a GenBank genome assembly.